Pterocles gutturalis (yellow-throated sandgrouse) is the source of this 376-nucleotide messenger RNA. Its product is annotated as tRNA-dihydrouridine(20) synthase [NAD(P)+]-like. Lineage: Eukaryota; Metazoa; Chordata; Aves; Pterocliformes; Pteroclidae. The transcript has 5 exons. Gene Ontology annotation, cellular component: cytoplasm. Gene Ontology annotation, molecular function: tRNA dihydrouridine synthase activity. Gene Ontology annotation, biological process: tRNA dihydrouridine synthesis. Bases 10 to 318 code for a protein of 102 amino acids. The record is from RefSeq and is a predicted model, not a curated record.
GCCCCAGGAAUGACGGUGAACGUCCCCCUGUGUUUUAGGGGAAAGAAGAUCCUGGCUCCCAUGGUGCGGGUGGGAACGUUACCCAUGCGCCUUCUUGCUCUGGACUAUGGUGCUGAUAUCGUGUACUGCGAGGAGCUGAUUGACAUAAAGAUGCUGCAGUGUAAGAGGGUUAUAAAUGAGGUACUUGAAACAGUGGACUUUGUUGCACCUAAUGAAAGAGUUGUUUUCAGAACUUGUGAAAGGGAGAGGCACUGUGUUGUCUUUCAGAUGGGAUCAGCAGAUGCUGAAAGAGCCCUGGCAGUAGCUAAGCUUGUGUAAAGUGAUGUAGCUGGUAUUGAUAUCAACAUGGGAUGCCCAAAAGAAUAUUCUACUAAGG